UUUUAAAUCUAAUAUUAGCAGUAUUGUGAUUAUAUUGUAUACAUACAAGUAAACAUAGUAUUAGGGUAUUUGAAUUCACGAGUUUGAAAAAGGUUUAAAAUAACUGAAGUCAUGUUUUCAAGCAAAAUCACACCUAUUUUGUUAAACAAAUCUAACAAUUGGUAGAGUGGACUAAUGAUCUUUUUAUUGAUACAAUCAGUGAUAACUUAAUUGGGUCUUUUUUGUUAAAGAUUAUUUCAAUAAACUUCUGAUUACAGUAGCAUGUUAAUUAAAAUAAAACUGCACUGUAAAUUAUACUCAAACCAAUAUCAAUAAUGAAGCAUCAGAUGAAAAUUGAUAAAUUUUACCCAUUCAAAGCAUCUAAAUCAUUGAAAUUUGAGAAAAAUGAUUACUAUGGUAAUAGCAAUAUAAAGAUUGAAAUGGAAACUCCAAAGAAGAGGUCUAAUACAAGUCUUCAAAUACCUUCUCCUUCUAAGACACCAAAAUUAGAAGAACCAGAUAUAAUUACUUUAAGCAGUGAUGAAGAAGAAAGUCCAUUAUCAGAUACUACUGUUGCUUAUACUCCAGAAGCACAAUCACCUAUAACGCCUAGCUCUUCAGAAGGCUUUUUAAACACAAGAACAUUUAAUAUUAAAAAGGACCCUUACCAAGAUACCACUCAAUACACAGGACACAUUGAAAGUAUAGAUGACCAAGCUAAAUCACCCACAAGUACUUCUCGAAAAACUAAAAAGUAUUUCUCACCAAAUAAAAAACGAAUUAUUACUAUUAGAUCACCUGGAAAAGCACGGAAAAAUUUAAACAAAAUAAUUUCUGAAACUGAUGAUAAUGAUCUAAUAGAAGCUUGUAGUGGUUAUGAUGAUAAAACAAUAUUUGUCAUUAAAAUAAUCCACCAAUGUUUGAACAACCAAAAUUUAAGGUCAUUAUUGGAUGAAAAAUCGCAAAAGUUGCUUCAAAACUGUAUGAGUGUUCUUAAGCCAGGAUUACAUUUAGUAUGUAAACUUUAUUGGAGAAAAGAGGCUUGGUAUAGGCCAGAGAAAAUUGAGGAUGUUUUUAACAAAGGCAACUACUCAUGUAAUUUGAAACAAAUAUUGGACAAUUUAAUCCAAAAUGGAUUACUUCAGACAAAUGAAGCUAAUCUUACAGGUGCAAAUGCAUUGAAUUUAAAUUUUUACAUUGAUACAUUAAAAGUGAAUGAAGUAAAAGCAAUAUGUAAGGAAUUCAAUAUAAAAUUUAAAAACAAGGAAGCGGCCAAAGUGUCAUUGGAAAAAUUUUGUAAUCAAAAAAGUAUUGGUCAUUAUUUUGCCACAACAUCACAACCUAAUAAUCAAAGAGUUUUGGAAUCACUUCGCUUAAAGUGUGGUCAAUGCUUCAAACUAACAGAACAUACUCGCAGAACACUUGACGAAUUAUAUAUUUUAAUGUAUUUGGGGAUCGACUGGAGUAUUUUAAGAGAAAAGAAUGUAGAACUGAUGCUCUUUAACAUUAAAAGCAAAAGUGAAACAUAUCCCGCUCAAGACAUAAACUUGAUUGAUAAUGCUAGUAUUGUUUUUAAGAAUAGGCGUGAGUUCCAAAGCUAUAUCAAAGCAAGCGAAAUUUAUGAGGAAUUUCUGAAUACAAGUGAUACUUUAAUUCGCCGUAGUAUUAUUGAAAAGGUGUAUAAACAAUAUUUGGAAAUAAGGACUGAAGAAAUGACAAGUUACAUGUCCUUACCAGUGUGGCUUCGUAAAUUCACACCUCCAUACCUCUAUAUAAAAAUUCUAGAAAAUGGGUUGCCCGAUUUAAAAAAGCCGCUAGAAAAAGAAAAAUACUGCCACUUAGCACUGGAAAUAUUGAGAGUGAUGGUAUCACAGGAUGCUUUUAGAUCGCAGAAGAAACCGAAGUGGUACGCUGAGAUGGCAUUGAUUUAUGAUAAAUGUCUAAAUAAUGCUGACAAGUCAGCAGAGAUUGUAUUGGAGGGCUUCAGUAAGUUAGAUGUACGGGAUUAUGAAAAGGAUUGUUUACGUGUACGUGCACGUAUGCUAACGAACAGAGUAACGAACAAGCCCGUCGAUAAUCUGGUCAUCGCGUUAACGGGGCACGCACUUCAGGAACCCGUGGAGAAGGAUAUUAAAGCGACACAUAUAAAUAAACAAGCUAUGGAAACUUUUGAUAAAGGAAAGAAAAAGUUUCAUUGCCGUCUGCCUGAUAGCACUAUAGUAAUGGAAGCAGAGGAAUACUGCAGAAGAUAUUAUAUUGAACAAGGGGAAUAUACGCAUGGUGAACACUGGGAAGGAUCUAUAAUAACUACCAUAUUCACAUUGCUAUUUUGGGACAUAAUAUAUGCGGAAUUGCGUGGGGUAAGGGGUAUUUUCAUCACGCCCUACCAAAAGUAUCCAUUGGAUUUGUUCACCGAAAGCUUUUAUUGGAACCGACAAUGUUUGAUUGAAGACAGGCUCAAUAAUAUGGAGAAAUUAAGUGUUGAGGAUCUGAUUACUUCUAUGAAGAAAGUCUGGGAUACGAGGCCUGAAUGUGAACUUUCCGAUAUACAGCGUAAAAAAAUGAAUUGGGACAAAAUAGAGGCUGUUUGCAGUUGUCUGGGAAAUAGGUCUUUGGCAAUCAUUUGUCGGAGGCUUGCCUUGGACUAUAGAUACAAUCACAGCGGAUUCCCAGAUCUCACCAUGUGGAAUCCGCUCACUAAGCAGAUAACCUUUGUGGAAGUCAAGACAGAUUCGGACAAACCGUCAAUAAAGCAAAUUCAAUGGAUGAGAUAUCUUCAAUGUAACAAUAUUAAUACGGAAUUUUGUUAUAUCGGUACGAACACCACGAAAUCUAAAGCGCGAAAUGUGAAUAAUUGAUUUUAAUGCCUUAAUUUGUUUUAAUUAUCUUGAAUUAUGUUUUUUUGACUC
This is a messenger RNA of Pieris napi, 2888 nucleotides long. Its product is annotated as fanconi-associated nuclease 1-like. The record is from RefSeq and is a predicted model, not a curated record. The coding region runs from base 315 to 2837 and encodes 840 amino acids. NCBI's taxonomy places the organism in Eukaryota, Metazoa, Arthropoda, Insecta, Lepidoptera, Pieridae. Gene Ontology annotation, molecular function: 5'-3' exonuclease activity; flap-structured DNA binding; 5'-flap endonuclease activity. Gene Ontology annotation, biological process: interstrand cross-link repair. The transcript is spliced from 11 exons. Gene Ontology annotation, cellular component: nucleus.